Paramacrobiotus metropolitanus is the source of this 1660-nucleotide messenger RNA. RefSeq lists its product as uncharacterized. Lineage: Eukaryota; Metazoa; Tardigrada; Eutardigrada; Parachela; Macrobiotidae. The coding region runs from base 219 to 1169 and encodes 316 amino acids. The record is from RefSeq and is a predicted model, not a curated record. The transcript has 2 exons.
UACACGCAUAGAGCUUAAUGCAUCCUAUUCCGAAUAUUUAUAAACGUUUUGAUAACCUUUCUUCGCUUUAAGUACAACAGCCAUUCACUUGCAGCCAGCGCUGCUGCACAAAACGUUUUAUUAAAUAAACUCGUUUUAAGAGAGCGUUUUAAUAAACUCCUUUCAUUGCUGGUGAAUUCGAGGAAUUAAGACGCACACCAGUGCUCAACGCAUGAAUAAUGCCAGAAACAGAGAAAUCAACACCGACCGCAACGGAGACGGUCGUUUUACUGGAGACAGUCGAGAAGCCACCACCGUCCUACGAACAGGUCCAGCGGGAGGACGCUGCGCAGCCGCCGCUGCCCAGCGCCGAGUCAGCCGCCCGCGAGAUGUUCACCAGCUGCGCCACCUACUGCCGCAUCCUCCUAGUCUUCCUGAUUCUGUUCAGUAUCGGCCUGCUGAUCGCCUAUGGCAUUCUUCCUCGGACGCCGGACUGGAUGCUGCGCGUUGGCGCCACACUGCUGUGCGUCGGCUACCUGGUCUACAUCAGCGACGUGCUGUGCUGCGGAUCGAAUUUCAAGUAUUUGAGCAAUAUCGCUUUGGUCAAGGAUAUCGCCAGCCAUGUGGAUUCCGUCCGAUCCAGUGCACCAGCAGUUAUUUGGUACAUGGAGUGCUACCACACGGAAACGCACACCCGCUGGGUGACGGAAGGCAGCGGCGACGACCAGCGCGAACGGCAGGAGACAUACACGGAGAAGGUAGUAACCUGGCGCGGCUCGCAGCACUUCGAGUACAUGCGCUGGACGGACGUCACCGCGCCGCAGCAGCUGCAGCACAUGAAGAAAUCCCAGCACCUCCGCAUCCACUUCGCCAAACUCUUCGAGCUGGCCGACGCGGCGACGCAGUGCGCCUUCGACCGGCAGCGCGACUGCUUCGUGGACGCCAACCGCUGCCGCGAUGUGUCGUACGAUCUGACGGAGGAGCUGGUCAUCCCGGGGUUCGAGUCCAACAUUCUGGCUUGCAAGACGCCGGAGCGGCCGUUCUUCUUGCGACUGCGCUGGUAUUUGCUGGCGGUGCUGUUUUUGCUGGAGUUGCCGUUCAGCUUUAUGAUGAAGAAGCAAUCGGGACUGAUUGAAUAUGUUUACUGCAAAAGACUGACCUGCGACGUUAUUGAAGUACAUAUACACUAAUGUUGCUUCGAGGUUAUACGCGCCCGCCUGUGUUAUUCGUUAUACAGAAACUUUGACGUUUUCGCAUUCCGGACAUUUUUUCAAGAUGGAUUCGGGUGUACCGGACACCGAAGGCACGGUUACGGUUUUAUUGCGAUUAUUAUCCGCAUUGUUCACAUAUAAAAAGAGUUUUUCCAAAUUAGAUUACACUAUAAUUAUUGCUUUUACACAAGCAUGAAUGAAGCUUAUACACGAGGUUGAGAAAACUUUAUCAAGGUUUUUAAUGUUGGACAACUCAGAGUAUACAGUGUCGCCUCGCCUACCGGACUCGAAUCCACAUCGUGUAAGUGUCCGGAAUGCGAGAAAUUGCAAAGUGUUUGAUUUUUCUUUAUUAAGUUUUUAAAGUACGCAGUCAAGUACCGUGCUCUGAGUUGUACUAAAAAGCAGCUGGCUGGCUGUUUUACAAUAUAUUGGAAUCAGUAAUCCUUCGUUUUUUGUUUGAUACUUCACAA